This is a messenger RNA of Closterium sp. NIES-67, 1406 nucleotides long. The record is from the annotation of a GenBank genome assembly. Lineage: Eukaryota; Viridiplantae; Streptophyta; Zygnematophyceae; Desmidiales; Closteriaceae.
UGAAUGCAUCUGAAAAAAAUCCAUGACUCCAGUGUAAAUUUUCCUUUCCCGUCAGUCGUUGCUCUCCUCCGUCUACGCUUGGCUGUUCCCCGAGUGUGUAACCGAAUAAGUUCGUUUCGAGCCAGACGGUUUGUACUCGGCGGCUUUAGCCUUCCUAACUUCCGCCGCGAAAUCGUCGUUCGGCUCUUGCACCAAGACGGAUAGCUGAUUGUUUCCUGAUCAGUGGCUUAGUCUGUCGUCUGUUGCUUGUUAGUGUCCAAGAGCCGGCACACCACCAUGUUAGGGGAGAUCCUGAGCGUGCAGCCCCUGGAGCUGAAGUUCACGUUUGAGUUGAAGAAGCAAGUCUCGACAUCCUUGCGGCUAGUCAAUGUCACCUCCGAACAUGUCGCUUUCAAGGUCAAGACAACUUCCCCGAAGAAGUACUGCGUGAGGCCCAACACGGGCCUUAUUCCGCCUCAGAGCAGCGCGGAGGUGGUUGUGACGAUGCAAGCGCAGAAGGAGAUGCCUGCGGACAUGCAGUGCAAGGACAAGUUUCUUGUACAGAGCGUGCUUGUGCCGGGCGGAGCUCCCGAGGAAGCCAACCCUGACUUCUUCAACAAGGAGAACGGGCGCGAGGUGCACGAGGUGAAGCUGCGCGUGCUGUACGUGGCUCCCCCGCAGCCGCCGUCGCCAGUGGCGGAGUCCGCGGAGGAAGGCGCAACGCCCAGCGCGUUCCCGCCCACGGCCAAGGGGCUCACUCCCUCUGACCCGAACACUAGGGAUGUGACGGAGCUUAAGGCCAAACUCACAGAGGCAAAGACAGCACUGACCAAGAUAACUGAUGAUAGAAAUGCAGCAGUCAGAGAGCUGCAACGACUCAAGGAGCAAGUAGGCAAGGCAGGGAACAAGGCAGCGGUGCAACGGCCAAAGGGGUGGUCCUUCACAGCACUGCUUCUGGUGGCUCUUAUCUUCUUCAUUGUGGGCUUUCUGGGGGGCAAAGGCUUCCUCUCCUCCUCCUCCCCCUCCCCUGCUGCUGCCUCUUCCACUGAGCUCUAAGACUGCUGCUGGUUUGCUGCUGGUUAGCUGCUGGACUGUUGUUACUGUAGGCUCCCUGGUAUCUUACUCAUGGCCCUCCUCCCUGGUCCUCUCCACUCCCCCCCCCCUCUCACCCACACGCGUAUAAACACUCACAUCCCACUCAUGCAAGCAUAAUCUACAGCACACUUUUCGUGCCGCUUGCCCUGCCAGUGGUUACCGAAUCAUGAUUCUGGACGUCACAGCUACAAAUCUAGUUGUCACCAUGGGGUUGUGCCAUGUCAUCGAAGUGCCAUGGAGCUUGUCUCUGUAACAUGAAUCUUGCGUGAUGAGAAUUUUGUGCUGAACUUGUACAUGGAUUUUGCCUUGGAUAAUCAAGCCAUCUAAUAUUU